CCGCCUGACUUGUGGACGCCUACCUGCCGUCAAGCUUGACGCUUACAAUUGCAUCUUGGAAUUGGUACAAUUUGUACACACAACAAUCUUUUCUACAAUAGAAAUGAUGAUCCCUUUUGUUUUUUCCGCUGUCUUUUACAUGAGUGUUGGAUACUUUGAUUCGGCAUGCGCUGGACCAAUGCUUCUCAACUCAAAUGCCAUCAAGAACAUACCUGGAGAUGCGGGUCCCAGUCACCCGGUCAGCGCGAGCCCUGACGAAUUUACGUACGACAGUGGGAUCCAAAAUCAGGCAGUUGAUUCCAUCCAGUCUUUGAGUUGCUCUGCAGAUGGUGACUGCGGUGACCAUGGUUUCUGCUUUGCUGCCCGAGGCGCCUGUCUCCCUUGCAAGAAGCGCAGAAAGCGCUGUAUGCGGGACGCUAUAUGCUGCCCAGGCAACCAGUGCAGCAAUGGUGUUUGUUUACCCAGUGAUCCUGACUUGGUUCAGCAGAUUGGAAUUGAGGACAUUUUGUCUAUCAGCAGUACACACGAGGACAACGCUACAGUGGAGCUAAACUCCAGAGUGGCUACACAAGAUCUUGCACAAACUCCCAAAGGUCUGGAAGGAGAGAACUGCCUGAGGUCUUCAGAUUGUACAGAGGGACUUUGCUGUGCACGCCAUUUUUGGUCCAAGAUCUGCAAGCCAGUGUUGAAAGAAGGUCAGGUCUGCACCAAGCACAAAAAGAAAGGCACCCAGGGUUUGGAGAUAUUCCAGCGAUGUGACUGUGGAGACAGUUUGUCCUGCAGAACUCAGAGAGGAGAGCACAACAGCAAGGCAUCUCGAAGUCUGCACACAUGCCAAAGACAUUGAAUCAGUGAUCUGUCUGCAGCAAUACAUGGAUUUUUUGUGGCCAUUCAGAAAGUCUAAACAGAAGGACUGAUGGGAUUUCUGACAAGAGAAGAGGAAUUUGUUUUCUACUUGGACACAUUGUGUGAUUUUUUUAUGUUUUUUAUUUUUUUUUGUUACUCAAAAAUAGCUGAGUGGUUUUGAUUGUUUCUCGAUGAAACCUGAGAUAUAUGAUUAUUACAGUAUAUUACUGCAUUGUACAUAACAUAUAGAUAAUGGCACUUAAUUAUUUUGGUCACAGCUUUUUGAGAAGGUGCUCUAUAGUG
Messenger RNA from Esox lucius (northern pike), 1149 nucleotides. It is a transcript of the gene dkk1b, whose product is annotated as dickkopf WNT signaling pathway inhibitor 1b. Gene Ontology annotation, cellular component: extracellular region. Lineage: Eukaryota; Metazoa; Chordata; Actinopteri; Esociformes; Esocidae. The transcript has 4 exons. Gene Ontology annotation, biological process: negative regulation of canonical Wnt signaling pathway; multicellular organism development. Gene Ontology annotation, molecular function: receptor antagonist activity; co-receptor binding. Bases 104 to 847 code for a protein of 247 amino acids. The record is from RefSeq and is a predicted model, not a curated record.